AUGUCGGUGAAGGAGUGCCACCACCACAAGGGAAAGAAGCACAAGGUCUUGAAACGCAUAUUCUGGGGCAUAGUGAUCUUCGCGUUCAUCGUGUUGGUGACAGUUCUCAUAAUCUGGGCGAUUCUGAAGCCUUCAAAGCCAACCUUCAUCCUCCAAGACGUCACCGUAUUCGGGUUCAACGCCACCAUCCCGAACCUCCUAACCUCAAGCUUUCAGGUGACGCUGUCCUCGCGCAACCCCAACGACAAUAUCGGCAUCUACUACGACCGUCUCAGCACCUACGUCACCUACAGGAACCAGCAAGUCACCUACCGGACCUCAAUCCCUCCCGCCUACCAAGGUCACAAGGAAGAAGACGUGUGGUCCCCAUUCGUCUAUGGCAACGACGUCCCCGUCGCACCCUACAACUUCCUUGGCCUCAGUCAAGACCAGUCUAACGGCAACGUCCUCGUCAUCGUUAAAAUUGACGGUAAAGUCCGAUGGAAGGUCGGUGCCUUCGUCUCCGGCCACUACAACCUCUACGUAAGGUGCCCUGCGUUUAUAACCUUUGGCCCUCGAAGCACCGGGAUCGCUCUUAGCAAUAACGCCGUUAAGUAUCAACUGGUUCAGCGCUGCACCGUCGGGGGUAUGUUCACGUUCCUUCCACAUGGAAUGAUGGUGGUGAUUGUCUUUUCCCAGUCCCCUUUACCUAACUUGCCUACUACUGAUGUGGUGAAGAAUGUUCCUUCCUGUUUGUUGUUGCGGGCAAUCAAGAUCAAACUUUGCCCCAGUCAAUACAAAUCCGCUGUUGAUUGA
Molecule: messenger RNA, 795 nt
Organism: Sphenostylis stenocarpa
Lineage: Eukaryota; Viridiplantae; Streptophyta; Magnoliopsida; Fabales; Fabaceae
Source: the annotation of a GenBank genome assembly